Molecule: messenger RNA, 3128 nt
Organism: Drosophila nasuta
Lineage: Eukaryota; Metazoa; Arthropoda; Insecta; Diptera; Drosophilidae
Gene: DIP-eta
Product: Dpr-interacting protein eta
Exons: 12
Coding region: 203-1618 (471 amino acids)
Cellular component (GO): neuron projection
Source: RefSeq, a predicted model, not a curated record
CGUUCGUGGCGCGCGGUUGUGCUUUCGCUCUGAGUGCGCAGUGUUGAGACGUUCAAACUGUAAAAGCUGAUCGUUAAAAAACUCGAGAGUUCUUCAAACUGUUGCUAACAGUUGCCAACUGACAAUUGCAAAAAAUGUGAAUUCUAAUACAUCAGUAAAAAAAAUAUAUGAAAUACAAAAUCCGAAACGCAAGUGAUUGAAAAUGUCGGCAAAAUACUAUCAAAGACUUUCAACGAAUAACGCUUCGUAUUUAACAAAUAUUUUAGUGCUAAUUUUAUUAAUGUGCCAGAAAUGCAGUACACAAAGGAUCGAGACGCCAGCUGAAGUCAUCGUUGAUCCAAAGUUUAGCUAUCCAAUCGCAAAUGUGACAGCGCCAGUGGGACGUGACGCCUUCCUCACAUGUGUGGUGCAGGACUUGGGACCGUAUAAGGUUGCGUGGCUGCGAGUCGACACACAGACGAUUCUGACCAUACAGAAUCAUGUGAUAACCAAAAAUCAAAGGAUUGGCAUUGCCAACUCGGAGCACAAGACCUGGACAAUGCGGAUCAGGGAUAUCAAGGAGUCGGAUAAAGGAUGGUACAUGUGCCAAAUAAAUACGGACCCAAUGAAAAGUCAAAUGGGAUAUCUGGAUGUUGUUGUACCGCCGGAUAUCCUAGAUUAUCCUACAAGCACGGACAUGGUCGUACGCGAGGGCAGCAACGUGACGCUCAAAUGCGCUGCUACCGGUUCACCAGAGCCGACAAUUACAUGGCGACGUGAAAGUGGAGUGGCCAUCGAGUUGGCCAACGGCGAGGAGGUCCCCAGCAUCGAGGGCACCGAUCUCAUAAUUCCUAGAGUUAAGCGCCAGCACAUGGGCGCAUAUUUAUGCAUUGCUUCAAAUGGAGUACCGCCAUCAGUGAGCAAGAGAAUAACACUAGUUGUACACUUUCCACCAAUGAUCACUGUGCAGAAUCAACUGAUUGGCGCCGUCGAAGGCAAGGGAGUUACCCUCGAAUGCCAAUCAGAAGCUUAUCCUAAAUCCAUUAACUACUGGACACGUGAGCGAGGCGAAAUCGUGCCGCCAGGCGGCAAGUAUUCAGCAAAUGUUACAGAGAUUGCCGGAUAUCGCAGCUCAAUGAAGCUGCACAUAAAUCCUCUAUCACUAGCCGAAUUUGGAGCUUAUCGUUGUGUUGCCAAGAAUUCACUAGGCGAUACCGAUGGCACCAUUAAGCUUUACAGAAUACCACCCAAUGCUGUCAACUAUGUGGAGAAUUUCGAUGCGCGGCACAAAGGCAAAAAGCGUACGAAAAGCUCCGAAAUGUAUCAUUCAUCCAGGGCGCAGGAGCACAGCGGCGAGGACUCCGAGAAUCCUGGCAAGCGAAAAGCUGAUUUGAGUCUCAGUGCGGAGAGCAUUGACAGCAUGUACGGAACAUCCUCAGCUGCGUCGCAGCAUCCCAGACGUCCCAGGCAGACGCUGAGUUGCCUGAUCCCAAUGCUGCCACUUGUGGUGAUGUUGCUACUGAUGAGGAUGACGACAUCAUCGCCUUCGUCGUCAUCGUCGUCGUUGUUGACGACAUUGACGAGGCAACUGCGAAAAAUUCAGCUGACAUUGUUGCCACAAACACUGACACAUGUUUGACAUAGACGCGAAGCGCUAACUGAGAUUAAGCUGAUGAAGAGUCCGGAUGAGGAUGAGUUCGAUAUGGAGAUGAUGCUGGCCAGGCUGGCAAUGCGAUGAUGGCGCUUGGCUUGAUUGGGUUUGUCAAUGCCAAAAUGCCAAGCUGAUUUAUUGCAACUAGCUUAGUUAAAGUUGAACGAUAUAUUCGUGCAUAUAUCAUAUAUAUAGCAUACGUUGAUACGAUGGUCAAGUCACAGAACAUAUUGUAGCAACUAAUGAUUAAGGCAAACAGGCUUCCUAAUCCCUACGCGUGCAUGUUCAAGCUGUUGAAUUCUAUGUAUCGAUAAGUGCAGCUUAAUGUCAGCAAUAUUGUAAUAUAACACAUAUACAUUUAGUACAUUUAGCAAUUUAGCAAUAAUUCAAUAUAAUCAAUAAUUUUGCAAGUUGCAUGAGACUUUAUGGCACAUGUACAUAAACGAACAGCAAAAGAUAUUUUAUUUCUUUAAGAGAGAGCGUGGCGCUAGCGACGUCUAUUGUAAAUUUGUAUAAACCAUGUGAGACUGUAUGUGUGCAAAGUAAUAUUUAAUUGCAAGCAAAUUCAAUUGAAAUUGAAUAGUUUUUUAAGGCAUUUCGCGAGCCACAAAACUUGGAGCGGGCUGAAUUCAAUAUGCUUCACAAAAUGUAAUAAAUAAUUUUAAAUUGUAAAAAAUGACAUUGUAUCCAAAAUAGAAAAAAAAAACUAGAAUGAAAAACAUGCUCAGCAGCUGGCUGUGUAUGUGUUGAAAAAUAAUGAAAUACAUUAAAUGCAGAACUUAACCAUAUGCAUUGCAAAAUAUAAAUAUCUAAAAGAACCGGAUUUUUUUUUAAUUUCUUCUCUGUCAACCGUUCCAAGCAAUUUUAAUUCAAUGAAAAAAUAUGCAUAUCAUUUACUUAACUUAUGUAUUUAAUAUAGCCAACAUUAUUGAAAACGAAACGAAAUGAAAAAAUAUAUAUCAAAUAUAUAUAUCGAGUUAUUUGUUUGACAAGCAAUUACAAAUUUACAAGUUUAUAGUGUAAAUUAUAUAAACGUAUACUUAUUAUAUUAAAGGCACUAACAAAUAUUAAUGAAACACAGCUUAAACGUAUUUAAUUUACUGCAAAAACUAUUUAAUCAAUUCAUUACAAUAUAAAACAUAUUAUAUAUUGCAUAUUUAUUUAUAGCAAAAACAAAAAAAAAACGUGUAUAUUAAAUUGAAAAAUCGUUAUACAAAGGCAUAGCAUGAGUUGAAUGUACGCAGACCUGUUUCCCUGCCACAUUUUCCUAAAAUGGAAAUAAAUGUCAAUGAAAUUCCGGCAUCUACUUACUCUGUGGUUUUGUAUGCUAUUUUUGUGGAAUUCCAUCGAUGUGUACGACAAUUGGAAAUAUGUGUGUGUGUACGUCUAAAUAGCAACUUAUUGUAGUAUUUAAGUGUAAGAAGCAACACAUGUAAAUGGGAAAAAUCGACAGGAAUAUUUAUAAAAUAAAUAAACGUUAAUGCGUUAAGUGAAAGAA